CAUCAAAUAUGAAGAAUUCACAAAUGCUUAUCUUCAUUGGGUUGUUUUUAUGGGGUUUCCUUCAAAUUCCCAAUUCCAAUGCAUUUAGUGAAAUCAACCCGAUAUACAAUGUUAAUCUUGCACCUUUUAUACAACGUCUCAGUGCAUACUACUGCCUACAGAAUGUGUCUUCAGAUUGCCCGGGAAACUUCACGCUUAAAAUAGACGGAUGGUUGAACAUAAGUGCAAGUGAGACGCUAGCAUUUUGUGACGGAGGUUGUGCACAACACACCCAAGCCGUCCUGAAAUGUGUUUGGUACGUUAAAGACGACUUCAAGUUUGAGAACAAAGCUACUAUCAAGAACCUCAACGACACCAUCAUCAGCGGAUGCGCACAAGGUUUCAGUGGGACAAGCUUGCAUCAAGGUAAUGGAGGUAGUGGCACAACUACAUCAGUCAUUACAACACUUUGUGCUAUGGCCUUUUUGGCCCUAUUUUACAUCUAGCAUUUGCAAUGAGGACCAGUAAGGAAUGUCACAGAAGUUAGAAAGUUUGUCAUAAUCAAUAAGCCGACUCUGUUUGAUAAAACUACGGCCGAUAAAAGUGUAUAGACCCAAAUAAGAGAAAGUACUACGAGGUG
This is a messenger RNA of Cynara cardunculus var. scolymus (artichoke), 619 nucleotides long. RefSeq lists its product as uncharacterized. The record is from RefSeq and is a predicted model, not a curated record. The transcript is spliced from 4 exons. The coding region runs from base 9 to 485 and encodes 158 amino acids. NCBI's taxonomy places the organism in Eukaryota, Viridiplantae, Streptophyta, Magnoliopsida, Asterales, Asteraceae.